Molecule: messenger RNA, 1410 nt
Organism: Ostreococcus lucimarinus CCE9901
Lineage: Eukaryota; Viridiplantae; Chlorophyta; Mamiellophyceae; Mamiellales; Bathycoccaceae
Exons: 1
Coding region: 1-1410 (469 amino acids)
Source: RefSeq, a predicted model, not a curated record
AUGAUGCGAGAGUAUCUGUCGCUGUUGGUGGCCGUGGGAGGGGUGAAAGGGACGCUGGCGGUGUGCUUGGCGUACGCCGCGGGCGCGAGCGCGUUUGGCGAUUUCGGCGCCGGGACGGGGGGCGAGGCGAUGGAUUUCGCGCGCGCGGCGUCGAUCGGAUUGGCGUUCGCGGCGCCGACGGCGAUUUACGACGCGUUGGUGAUGGGGGUCGAUUGGACCGCGCGCGCGGAGGCGACGAACGAGGCGCGCGAGGAGGCGUCGGGGGAGGUUCGCGAGGCGUCGGCGCUCGAGCGGUACUUUGAGCCGCUGUCGAGGUAUCAGGAAGAGGAGACGCUGAAUAAUCCGUGCAGAAGCAUGCCGUUUUGGAUGGACGCGUCCGUCGCGCUCACCGCGCGAGUCGCGGACGAGAUGCUCGAGCGCGGAGUGGUUUUGGGUUUGCUCGCCAAGUGGCUCGCCGACCGCGCCGUCGAGGCGGGGUUCGAGCCGUACGAAGUCGACGCCCCGGCCAAGGCGGCGGCGGCGUUCGGCGUGUACCUCGUCCUCGAGGCGCGUUUGCGACGCGUGCAGAGACAAACGCGCGUGCAGGCGUUCAGAGUGGAGCGGAACAAGGUGACGGGCAAACAAAAGUUGGUGCCGGUGAGCGAGGACGACAUCAAGGCGAGCGCCGAAAAGACGAAGAAACCGUCGCUCAAGUUUUGGGAGAAGAAGCCCGACGCCGCCGCGGACGACGAGUCGUCGUCGCCGCUGUCCGCAAACGAAGCGCCGAACGUCGCGGAGACGCGCGCGUUCGAAAACAUCCUGCGCGGAAAGAGCGUGAAAGAUUUUUUGGACGGCAGCCGCAGUCGAUUGCUCUUCGUCUCGCAAUCGCUCGCCUUCGUCGUCACCGGAGGCGUGUUCGCCCCGAUCGUCGGCGGCUACGUCGCGGACGCCAUGUACAUCAUCCAUCAACGGAACACGAUGACGCGUUUCAUCGAGCGCGCGCUCGGCGACGCCGCGCCCGCGCGCGGCGCCGGCCCGCCCGAUCCGGACACCGUUCGCAGGGCGCAAGCCGCCGCGUUUAAAAACAUGUUGGCGAGGAAAAAGCGACGCAUGGGUCGCGACGUCGUCGACGCCAUGCGGCGCGACCCAUCGAUAUCGCGCGACGUCAACGUCUUAUUCCAAGACGUCGUUCGAAAGGUCAAGCGCGUGAAAGACAUCGACGAAUCCACCGCCGUGGACGAGGUCUUGCUCGCCGUGAACGAUUUCGCCGCCGACGACGCCGCCGACGACGACGCCGCCGACGACGAUUCCGGCGUCUCCUACGCCGAGCGCAUGCGCGCCGCCCUGCGCCGAGUCAGCGAAGACAUGGACGCCAUCGAGCUCGCGCGCGCCGAAUCACCGCCCUCCGCCGACGACGACGACCCGAAUUAA